Aspergillus wentii DTO 134E9 is the source of this 616-nucleotide messenger RNA. RefSeq names its product proteasome regulatory particle lid subunit SEM1. Gene Ontology annotation, cellular component: proteasome complex; proteasome regulatory particle, lid subcomplex. The coding region runs from base 11 to 268 and encodes 85 amino acids. Gene Ontology annotation, biological process: mRNA export from nucleus; double-strand break repair via homologous recombination; proteasome assembly. NCBI's taxonomy places the organism in Eukaryota, Fungi, Ascomycota, Eurotiomycetes, Eurotiales, Aspergillaceae. The record is from RefSeq and is a predicted model, not a curated record. The transcript is spliced from 3 exons.
CCCGCCCACCAUGUCGAACCCAACACAGGACAAGGCCGAGCCUUCCCAGCAACCGCAGCAGCAGAAGCCCUCUGUUUUGGAGGAGGACGAUGAAUUUGAAGAUUUCCCCGUUGAAGACUGGCCCCAAGAAGAAGCCGAGCAACCAUCAGGAUCCGCCAACGGAAAUGACGUCCAUCUGUGGGAGGAAAGCUGGGAUGAUGAUGAUGCUGCUGAGGACUUCUCGAAGCAGUUGAAAGAGGAACUGAAGAAGGUCGAAGCAUCCCACUAAUUAUCUCGAAUACGAUACCGGUUCGCAAUGAAUUGAGCUCUGAGCUUUUCAGUCGGUUACGGAACAUAGAACGGAUAGCAGGGCUCCCACAUACGCACAAACACAAAAAGACAGAUGAAGAUUUGGGCAUGGAUUUAGAUAAAAUGUUCGAAUGAGAAAUCAUCCGAAUGAGUGUCAUUUAAAUGAAUCAUUUCUGGAAGGGACCGUCGUGAUAGUAGGGCGAAGGACACCAGCUUAAAAAGUGUCAGAUACUGGACGGCUCCCCCAUCACAGCUGAGAAGCAGUGUGCAACGUCUCCCCAAAGAUAUAUCCUACGAGUAUCUACUUCUUAUUGAUGAAGCCGAUCAU